AUAAAGCCACUGCACUUACAAAUACAUUUGAAGACUUUGAAGUUGGACAGCAGAGUGGCCGACUGUUUAGCACACUGCUACACAAGUGUACUUGCGGAACGGGCAGUUCAAAGAAAACAACACUGUCACACAGUGUUUUGGAUUAUUAAAGACCUGUGAUUAGCAGGCAAUCUGUCCACAGUAUACCCGUCUGUGUAUUUGUCAAAAUUUAAAUGUCCUUAGAAAGGAAGUGAAAACGUUAAAGCAGGCAGUGGACACUGUCCUGGUAUAUUUUAUGUACACAACACACUUAUUCUCCUAUCGUAGUAGGAAUAAAGGUUGCAAUUUUCAGAAGAAGAAAAAAAUGAUGUGGUUGAAAUAUAUACUGUAGUACAAGAAUGUAAUAGUUGGAGUAGCAUAGAUCCUAAAAAGAAAAAAAAAAGGUCACAUUGGGUGCAAUUUUUUUUUUUUUUAAAUGUGGUACUAUGUCGUGGGCGGCACAGUUUUUUUUUUUUUUUUUUUUUAUGUGGUACUCUGUCCUGGUUAGUGCGUUGGCCUCACAGUUUAAAUGACUUGGGUUCAAUCCCGGCCCUGUGUGGAGUUUGCAUGUUCUCCCCGUGCCUGCGUGGGUUUUCUCCGGGCACUCCGGUUUCCUCCCAUAUCCCAAAUGUCCGAGAUAGCGCGGAUAGGUUCCAGCACUCCCGCUACCCUUGUGAAGAUAAACUGCUCAGAAAAGAAUGGACGGACCUAAUGUCACCUCCUCACCUGAGGGAGGCAGGAAUGCUGUAUGAUUUACUUGUUCAUUUUCCGGAAAUAAAAAAAAAUAAACCAACGAAGAAGGUUACGUCAAAUUCAAAUAAUUGUCCUCAUCCCGUCGCUGUUUGUGAUUAUUCUUUUACGUAUCACACUCUGUGCGACAAAAUGUCUUUCUUUGCGGUUCAACUCGUUUCAGUGCAGGUUGAGGCCUCUCUGCAAGCGAGUUAGCCUUGCUAGGCUAGCGGCGAAGGUAGCAACAACUGAGGUCAAAUAUCUGCUUGAGGUGUUGAAAUAGCGUGAAAUAUGUGUGAAAGAACACAAGUGGAGCACGAGGACAAACCUUUACGAACAGAAGACGACGACGACGAGCGACAGCAGCAACGACUGGAAGCUGUUUUAAAACCUCAUGCUGGGUUACAGAGAGCAGGGUCCGCGGGAGUGCUGAAGUCAGUCACAGCUGUCAUCGGGCAGGAGGCGGGCUACACCCUGAACUGGUUGCCAGCCAAUCACAAGAGAGACAGAGGUUAACCCAGAGACAGACAACAAUGGACCUUUCCGACUGGCGAUCUUCUGCUCCUCCCCCCCCCCCCCCCCCCCCCCCCUUAGCAACAGUUGCCAUCUCCCACAAUCUUCCAAAAUGGCGACUGAACAGAACAGUGAAGAUAUUUAUCCUGAGAACCAGGAGUGGAGGUCCAGGGUGGAGGAGGAGACGUCAGAAGGCCCCGACAUUAAAGAUGAAGAGGAGCCAGGAGCCCAAAACAUGAAAGAGGAAGAAGAGGAACUCAGAAUUAGUCGGGAGGCAGAUAAGCUUCAAGGUCUGGAGCAGGGUGAUGUCUCCAAGUUGCCAGUUACUGUUGUGUCUGUGAAGAGUGAAGAAGAAGGUGCCAGGGGCCGCUGUGGAGGAUCUCAAGCAGCCUGCCUUUUAGCUCCACUCUCAGAUAGUGACAAGCCAAUGUCACACACUGAUGAAGAACACUCUGAAGGUGAUAAGAGACAUCACACUAGCAGCAAAUGCUCAGAAUGUGACAAAACAUUUUAUGACAGUAGUAAUCUGAAAAGACACAUGAGACGUCACACAGAAUACACAGGCUUGAAAUGCUCUCAGUGUGACAAAACGUUUCAUGACACAUCAACCCUGAAACGACACAUGAGGGUCCACACUGGAGAGAAACCAUUCGGUUGCUCGUUUUGUGGUAAAAGAUUCUCUCUCAAGUCAAACUUCAUAACACACAUAAGAAUACACACAGGAGAGAAGCCAUAUUCUUGUUCAGUCUGCAACACAAGUUUUAGUGUUAGUUCAUUAUUGGUCCAACACAUGAGAACACACACUGGGGAGAAACCAUAUUUAUGUUCAGUUUGUGGUAAAAGAUUUUCUCAAAAGGGAAGUUUAGUCACUCAUUCAAGAACACACACUGGGGAGAAACCGUUUGCCUGCUCAGUUUGUGGCAGACAGUUCUCCCAAAAGGGACAUUUUGUCAGGCACACGAAAAAACACACUGAUGGAAAAAAAAAUUACCUGCUCAGUCUGCAAUACAAGUCUAAGUAGUGAUACGGUUUUAAACAAACACAUGAGAAUGCACUCUGAGAGACCCUACAGCUGCUCAAUUUGUGAUCAAACAUUCACUCUAAAGGUGAGUUUGAUCAGGCACACACGAACACACACAGGUGAAAAACCUUUUGCCUGCUCAGUGUGCAGUAAAGUAUUCUCUCAAAAGACAAAUUUUAUGACACACACAAGAAUACACACUGGCGAAAACCCUUUCAUCUGCUCAGUCUGUAAAAUAGGUUUUCGGGAACGUUCGAUAUUGGUUCAACACAUGAGAACGCACACUGGUGAGAAACCUUUCACCUGCUCAGUCUGUGGCCAGAUGUUCUCUCAAAGAGCAAAUUUGACAAGACACAAAAGAAGACACAGUGGAAAAACAUCUUUUUGCUCAGUUUGCAAUGUAACUUGCAGUGCAAGUUCAGGGUUGUGUGAACACAGGACUGGGCACACUAAAGAAAGUAUUUAAUCGGGUUUGUCUUUUCUUCAGUAAAAUAAACUCACUUGUAUUGAGCAAUUGAAAAUU
Messenger RNA from Syngnathoides biaculeatus (alligator pipefish), 2804 nucleotides. Its product is annotated as gastrula zinc finger protein XlCGF7.1-like. Gene Ontology annotation, biological process: positive regulation of reciprocal meiotic recombination. Bases 1373 to 2281 code for a protein of 302 amino acids. The transcript has 3 exons. Gene Ontology annotation, molecular function: histone H3K36 methyltransferase activity; histone H3K4 methyltransferase activity; recombination hotspot binding. The record is from RefSeq and is a predicted model, not a curated record. Gene Ontology annotation, cellular component: nucleus. Lineage: Eukaryota; Metazoa; Chordata; Actinopteri; Syngnathiformes; Syngnathidae.